AUGGAUUCAUUCGAAGAUAACAAUCCAUUUUCUGGUACUAGAUUUAUUAAAGAUGACGAAUUGCCUGAAGAAGCUGAUACUUUCAACGCUACUUGGGACGAUGUGAAACCAGCCAGUACAUCUUCUAGUGCUUUUAUAAACAAUACAGAACGGACAUCAGGUCUUGAAAUAUCAAAGAAUGACCAUGUUGAAGAGGAAUAUCCGUCUUCCAAGCCGCUUCCAAACCCGCGUCCUUUUAUGAUUCUUCCUGUGCAGGUUACGGGAGCACUGAAGGCAAAAGAUGGCUCCCAUAUUGUUUACAGUAUCAAGACGGAUUCGUCCGCAACUCAGCGUAGAUACUCGGAAUUUGUGUCGUUACGCAUUAAUCUUGGCCGAUUAUACCCUACAUGUGUAGUGCCUCCAUUACCAGAGAAACAUUCUAUAGUGGAUUAUGUUUUUAGUUUCACAAAGACUCAGCGAAACAAUCACAUUCUUGAGCAACGGAAACGUAUGCUUCAAACCUUCCUGUUAAAUGUGUAUCAGCACCCUGUGCUUGGACAAAGUCAGGUCUUCCGGGACUUUUUAUCACGUAACGUGUCUUGGAAUGAAGUGCUUGCCAAUCCCCCAAUCUCAUUACUGCCAAAGAAUAUACUAAAGGCGUCGCCAAGAGAUCCAGCUUCACAAGAGGAAAUGGACAUCUAUACUCACUUACCAGUUCCUAGCGUCAACUUACUCCCAAAGAAUGCUUACGAUGCUGAAAGCCAAUACUUUAUUCAACAAGAAGAGGACUUGAAGACACUGUCGCAGCAUUUGGCGAAUCACGUUUCACGUAGCAACAACCAAUUGCUUUCUACUUACACUCGCCUUUCCAGUCUGUUUUCUGAACUUGGCGCCGAGUUAAAUGCGCUUUCAUUGCCUGAGUCAGGUUUGCUGCUAGCAUGUUUGGAACGCACGGGCCAAGCCUGUGACCGUAGUUGCUUUUCCGCUGUGGACUUGAUUCACAUGCUCAUUGUUGGUGUUUCAGAACCGCUAAUGGAGCUUUCCAAGUUUGCUUCCACGAUGCGUUUGGUGCUCCAGUAUAAGCGCAUCAAAACCAUUCAAUGUGUCCUGGCUAAUGAUAUGCUUUCACGGAAGACUGAAUUGCUUGAAUUGUUAGAGCAACGAGAGUCCGAAGCUAAUCGGCUUAGCUUGGCUAUUCAAGAAACUGAGACGGAUCCCGUGUCUCUUCGUGCACAAUCAGAAGAAUCGUCUUCCGGAGGAACGUCUGACGAGCGCCCGCUUGGUUUUCUUUCACCCAUGCAGCACUUUGAGAGUAAUUUUGCUAAUGACUUGCAAGAUCCAUAUCUAUCGAGCAGUGGUCUUAACACUAGUGGGUUCGGACCUGCUUCGGAUGAAGGAUUUGCAGCACACGACAGUUACGAGGAGCAGAGUCACCAGCAGGAAGAACAAGACACAAAUGAACCUCCUCCGGACGAUGCAGAGGGAGCCGCGAACACUGUUACCAAUGAGAACGCUACUUUACCUGCUGACGACUCUUCAAACUCACCAAAGCAGAAGACUCCAACCUCCAGAAUUGCACAGACUAUUGCCGAGUUCUUUGACAAAAUUAAUUUUGCAAUUCACGGUCUAGUUGACGUUGAUAAUGUAAGCACUCGGCACAGCACGAUUGGUCGAACGAAAGAAAGUGUUGCUCAAUUGGAGCGUAUGGUUAAAGUUACAAAGCAAGAUGCUGAGUUUGCGGACAAGACUGUCUCCCAUGAAUACAAGCGAUAUGCGGAGAACCGUGCAGAAACUCUUCGCUCUGUGUAUUCUUCUUUUGCGACGGCCCAUGAGAAUUGGGCCAAGUGCAAUUUAGAGUUUUGGUCUGCUUUAAGUGAACAAAUGGAACGGGAAGCUACAAUUCACUGA
Messenger RNA from Schizosaccharomyces japonicus yFS275, 1887 nucleotides. Its product is annotated as sorting nexin Snx41. Bases 1 to 1887 code for a protein of 628 amino acids. Gene Ontology annotation, biological process: retrograde transport, endosome to Golgi. NCBI's taxonomy places the organism in Eukaryota, Fungi, Ascomycota, Schizosaccharomycetes, Schizosaccharomycetales, Schizosaccharomycetaceae. The transcript has 4 exons. Gene Ontology annotation, molecular function: phosphatidylinositol binding. Gene Ontology annotation, cellular component: cytosol; endosome membrane. The record is from RefSeq and is a predicted model, not a curated record.